CUUCUUCAAUUGAAAUGUCUUCAAACGCAUCUUUCUUCGCAUGCUGCUGACGACCUUCCUCAUCUACUCCUUCCAUUCCAUUCGGAUUUUCCUCUUGUCACUUCGCCUUUGCUUGUUGUCGCAGUCUUCUUUUGCCUCAACUCUUCUGUCCAGUCAUCCAUUUCUCAGUGUUUGCGCCAUGGUCAAAGCUAUCAGAGGCGUCGUUGUAGAAUGCGAUACGUCCGUUAAACAGAUCAUCCUAGGCCUGAAUGAAAAGGGCCAGUUCAUUAUCGAAGAUCUCGACGAUACACAUGUCUUUGUCGAUGCAUCAUGUGUCGAGCAGCUCCGCUUUGAUAUUGACGAGAUCCUGAACGAGAACACCUACAAGGUCGAGGAAUCAAAGUAGACCUGACGUAAAAACAGUGAAGCAAAAGGAAACUGAAUAAAUACAAAGCAAAACAUCAU
Gamsiella multidivaricata is the source of this 444-nucleotide messenger RNA. RefSeq names its product transcription factor TFIIH complex subunit Tfb5-domain-containing protein. The coding region runs from base 41 to 385 and encodes 114 amino acids. The transcript has 3 exons. Gene Ontology annotation, biological process: transcription by RNA polymerase II; transcription initiation at RNA polymerase II promoter; nucleotide-excision repair, preincision complex assembly. Gene Ontology annotation, cellular component: transcription factor TFIIH core complex; transcription factor TFIIH holo complex. NCBI's taxonomy places the organism in Eukaryota, Fungi, Mortierellomycota, Mortierellomycetes, Mortierellales, Mortierellaceae. The record is from RefSeq and is a predicted model, not a curated record.